Fusarium vanettenii 77-13-4 is the source of this 1875-nucleotide messenger RNA. RefSeq lists its product as uncharacterized. Gene Ontology annotation, biological process: calcium ion import across plasma membrane. The transcript is spliced from 2 exons. Bases 1 to 1875 code for a protein of 624 amino acids. NCBI's taxonomy places the organism in Eukaryota, Fungi, Ascomycota, Sordariomycetes, Hypocreales, Nectriaceae. Gene Ontology annotation, molecular function: calcium channel activity. The record is from RefSeq and is a predicted model, not a curated record.
AUGACGCUCGACUCGCCCAUAUCACGACUUUUUACGUCGACAGCGGCUUCUCUGUUGGCUCUGCUGCUAUGUCUGGCAUUUGGAUCUCUAGCCUUUGCCAGCGCUGAGCCAGUACUCGAUUCCGCCAUCCACAUCGAAGCACCGAUCGAUCGAACUGGCGGAUUGGAUUUGAUAUACGAACCCGAGUUUGCACCAUUCGAUCGCAGCAUUAUUGGACGAGCACCCACCGACCCGAAACCCGAGUUGUCGUCUCUGGAUAACAAUGGCCCCGACGCCCGGAACCUAGAGCCUGGAAAGACGACUUGCUAUGUGAUUGAUAAGAAGACGUUGGUGGACGGUCAAAGAAGUGAACGGGACAUCACGGGCGACGAAUCGACCGAUGGUAACAGCGAGGGACAUCAGAAUUCGCGCAGGGCCGAGGCGAGGACCGUUUACAUCUCUGCCAACACUUGUAAUGCUCCAGCUGCGGGCACAAAGGAUGGGAAACCUCUAAAGAUGCCCCAGCUCAGUCUCUACGUCUCGACGACAAACAAGACGCAAUGCGUAGACGCAACCAACUUUGACGAAAAGAACUCGGCUUUGAAGGAGAUCCCGUUCGUGGAGGGAGCUGUCAUGUACACCCUCAACGCCACCGACAGCGUCUACCUCAGUAUCGCAGCUCCCAACUUGACUAGGAAGGAGGAGGCUGUUUGGAAGUAUGAGGUUGCCAUAUCCUUUGAUGAGUACUACCACUCGUACGUGCCCAACAAUGGUAGCGCUGAAUUGCUAUGGAUGGACAGCGACUCGAGAUCGGCCUUGCUCGUCAGCAAAGUCCUGACGUCGAAUUCAAGUGACACGCAAACGAUCAUGAAGAAGCGCCCACCAUACGAAAUCUAUAUCGGAAAUAGCAACUUGAAGACCGUCGACGGUCUGCGGCACUCGGCAUGCGGUCUGAAAAACUCGGCCGACAUCUGGGCAAGCAGCGACAAGACUGGGCAGCGCUAUAACCAGGUCACAAUGGGCAUGACGCUCCGAGGGCCAGGGUCAGAGCAGCUACCGAAGCAGCAGUUUCUUCUCGAGGGUCUCAAUUCGAGCACAAAUUACACGGGCAUUCUCAUCCAGAUGCCGACAAAGAGCAAUAAGAGACAGUCGAAUAAUGGGCGAACAGCUGGCGGCGGAGGCAUCGUCUUUGAAGCCACCGACUUUCAGACGAUGGGCGGAACGAAUUGCAUGGUGGUGACAGAUCUCGCCUUCUGCAACGAGACGCAGUACGCUGUUCCUGGCAACAACAAGAAAUACAACAAUACGAUGCUAGCCAAGGUAUACGAUGAUUAUGCCCGGACGAUGUACGCCAACUUUGAAAAGGUCCUGGCUCAGAUCUCAUGCGAAGCACCCCCUGAAUCGGCCUACUCUCUGGCACGCAACUGUAAUGAUUGCCGUGAAGCCUACAAGCGCUGGCUGUGCACCGUUAGUAUCCCUCGCUGCGAGGAUGUCAUGGGUGGCAGCAACAAGAGCAUUGUUCGAAACGCCUUUCACCCCUUCCCCAACGGGACAAAGCUAUCGGCCGAUUUUCUCAAGGGUCAAACGAUAAAACCGUCCAACAACGCCUCGCGCAACGCCUUUAUCGACCAGACGAUCAAGCCAGGUCCGUACAGGGAGAUGCUCCCCUGCGAAGACCUCUGCUACGAUGUCGUCCAGUCCUGCCCCGCCUCCAUCGGCUUCGGAUGUCCACAGCCUGGCUUUCAGAGCUUCGACGUCAGUUACGGGCAGCGAGGCACUGGUGUGACGUGCAACUACCCGGGCGAGGCGAGAACAAGGAUCAGUGCGGCCGGGGUUCUCUCUCCAAGCGUGUUGUUACUGAGUGCGGUGCCAUUGAUGGUUUGGUUGGGAUUAUGA